Eremothecium sinecaudum is the source of this 1698-nucleotide messenger RNA. It is a transcript of the gene CCT8, whose product is annotated as chaperonin-containing T-complex subunit CCT8. The record is from RefSeq and is a predicted model, not a curated record. NCBI's taxonomy places the organism in Eukaryota, Fungi, Ascomycota, Saccharomycetes, Saccharomycetales, Saccharomycetaceae. Gene Ontology annotation, cellular component: chaperonin-containing T-complex. Gene Ontology annotation, molecular function: ATP hydrolysis activity; ATP binding; ATP-dependent protein folding chaperone. The transcript has a single exon. Gene Ontology annotation, biological process: protein folding. The coding region runs from base 1 to 1698 and encodes 565 amino acids.
AUGUCAUUGAAGCUACCUCAAAACCCCAAUGCUGGAUUAUUCAAGCAAGGUUAUAGUAGUUACUCCAACGCUGAUGGCCAAAUUCAUAAGUCCAUUGCCGCAAUCCGUGAGAUUCACCAAAUGUGUUUAACUUCUAUGGGUCCAUGUGGUAGAAAUAAGAUUAUUGUAAACCAUUUAGGUAAGCAUAUUAUUACUAAUGACGCUGCUACAAUGCUAAGAGAGCUAGAAAUUGUUCAUCCCGCAGUUAAGGUACUGGUUAUGGGCACAGAACAACAAAAAAUUGAUAUAGGAGAUGGUACCAAUCAUGUUAUGAUUCUUGCGGGAGAGUUAUUGAAUGCGAGUGAGAAGUUGAUUGCGUUAGGAUUAUCACCAGUUGAGAUAAUCCAGGGCUACAAUAUGGCAAAGAAGUUUACAUUUGAAGAAUUGGAUAAAAUGGUUGUAGCAGAAGUUCUUGAUAAGCAUGACAAAAAUGAGCUUAUCAAAGUUAUUAAGCCUGUGAUCGCUUCUAAGCAAUAUGGCGCGGAAGAUAUCUUGAGUGACUUAGUCUCUGAGGCUGUUUCUUACGUAUUGCCAACCAAAUCUAACUUUUUCAAUGUCGACUCUAUCAGGGUUGUCAAAAUUAUGGGAAGUUCUUUAGCAAACUCUACCGUUGUAAAGGGUAUGGUUUUCAACAGAGAACCAGAUGGACAUGUUAAAUCACUACCUGAAGGUCAAAAGCACAAAGUAGCUGUCUACACCUGUCCAAUUGACAUUUCUAAUACAGAAACUAAGGGUACCGUGUUAUUACAUAAUGCUCAAGAAAUGCUAGACUUUAGUAUAGGUGAGGAAAAGCAGCUAGAUUCGAUGAUCAAGGAAAUUGCAGACGCAGGGGUUGCAUGUGUCAUUGCUGGUAGCGGUAUUGGGGAAUUGGCACUGCACUAUUUAAACAGAUAUGGUAUAUUGGCCUUGAAGGUGCCUUCUAAGUUUGAGUUGAGAAGGAUUUGUAGAGUUUGUGGUGCUACCCCAAUGCCAAGAUUGGGUGCUCCAACUGCGGAGGAGGUAGGUAUCGUUGAAACUGUGAAGACAAUGGAAAUUGGUGGUGAUAGAGUAACGGUGUUCAAGCAAGGCAAUGAGGAGUCAACUAGAACUGCAACCAUAGUUUUGAGAGGUGCCACUCAGAAUAACCUGGAGGAUAUUGAAAGAGCAAUUGAUGCAGGUGUUGCAGCAGUGAAAGGUUUGAUGAAACAUGAUGGUGGGAAACUGCUUCCAGGCGCUGGUGCUACCGAAAUUGACUUAGUUGCUAGAAUUACAGCUUAUGGCGAGAAGACUCCAGGGUUGAUGCAACUUGCUAUUAAGCAAUUUGCAGCCGCCUUUGAAAUAUUCCCAAGAACAUUAGCUGAAACAGCUGGUUUGAACGUUAACGAGAUUCUACCUAAUCUUUACGCUGCCCAUGUUCAAGUAGAGGGUGACGAUGCAAGCACGAAAUUGAGUAAGCUUCACUACGGCAUUGAUAUUGAAGGAAAUUCAAGUGACUGUUUGAUAGAUAUAAGGGAGAAUGGUAUUUACGAUUUACUCGCAGCGAAGAAGUUCGCUGUGAACGUAGCUACCGAGGCUGCCACAACCGUUCUAUCAGUUGAUCAGAUAAUCAUGGCUAAAAGAGCUGGUGGUCCUGCAGCACCACAACGUCCAAAACCAGGUAAUUGGGAUCAGGAGGACUGA